AUGAAAGAAGGUAUUAAAUAUACAUGGGGAUUUAUCUUAGAAUCCAAUCAAUCCUAUAUAGCUCCUGUUUGGUUAACAGAAUUUGGUACAAAUGUUGAUCAAUUUAAAGGUGAUGAUAUAUUUAUUGAUUGUGUUAAAACUGGUAGUUAUUAUAUUCGAUCUGGUACAAUUGAAUCACAUGAAUCAUUCGGUUUGUUAACAGAUAAUUGGAAUGAAAUUAAAUUAAAAUCAUUUAUCGAUAUUCUUUCAACAAUGUAA
This is a messenger RNA of Rotaria sordida, 258 nucleotides long. The record is from the annotation of a GenBank genome assembly. NCBI's taxonomy places the organism in Eukaryota, Metazoa, Rotifera, Eurotatoria, Philodinida, Philodinidae.